Anthonomus grandis grandis is the source of this 958-nucleotide messenger RNA. Its product is annotated as anionic trypsin-2-like. The transcript has a single exon. The coding region runs from base 19 to 939 and encodes 306 amino acids. NCBI's taxonomy places the organism in Eukaryota, Metazoa, Arthropoda, Insecta, Coleoptera, Curculionidae. Gene Ontology annotation, biological process: proteolysis. Gene Ontology annotation, molecular function: serine-type endopeptidase activity. The record is from RefSeq and is a predicted model, not a curated record.
UUUAAUGUAACCCAUGCAAUGAGACUUUCCAGUUUUUUGUGUUUUUUUAUUACAAUAACUUACUCUUUAAGAAAAGCAUCUUUUCGACAUACAUCUGCGAGAUUUUCUCUUCCUCUCUAUAGAAAAGGAGAAAAGAAAAAAUUAGAUAGCCGUAUUUAUGGAGGAAUCUCAUGUUCUACUGAGGAUUAUCCGUUUAUGGUAUUAAUAACAGGAAAAACGGAGAAUGUUUGGAUGAGGAUUUGCGGGGGAUCCUUACUUAAUGAACGAUGGGUUUUAACCGCCGCCCAUUGUAUAAAGCACCAAGAUGGUAUUUAUGGCGUUUUGGUAUCAUUGAGUCUAAAGGCUGAAGAGGUGCUGCCAGUAAAUAGAAAAAUUGUCCACCCUAAUUAUAAUCCUCGGACUUUCAAAGCUGAUAUUGCUCUAAUAAGUUUAAAGGAACCUAUUGAAAGUAGCCCAAAUGUUGGAUUUGUUACGCUUCCUACUAAAGAAUAUGAUUUUAAAGAACAAACAGCGCCUUACUGCUCACAAGGACUAAUAAUGGGCUGGGGAGUUAUGUCAAAUCACACGGUGCCAGACCUAUUUGAUCUGCAAUGUGCCAAAGUACCUAUGUUGUCAGAUGAGGAGUGUCGAUUUACUCUUGGCCUCAAACAAGUAGUUCUAAGCAAUGAUCAAAUCUGUACUUUGUCAUUUAAAGGUAUAGAUACAUGCCAGGGAGAUUCCGGUGGUCCACUGUUAUGUCAUAAUGUGCAAGUGGGAAUUAUUUCUUGGGGAUUUUCCUGUGGAGGACCAGACAGUCCAGGAGUUUAUUUAAAACUAGAUAAAUAUUUACCAUUUAUACAGAAUGUUAUGAUGAAUUCAUCAUAUAGAAUUAUGUCGGAUAUACUUAAAUAUGCGUACAAAUUAAUUGGGUUUUCGUUUUUAACGUUUUAUUAUAUUUAAAAUAAAAAAAAUGUAUGUA